GCCUUCCUCGCCCUCUCUUCCCAGGCCGGCCCGAGGCCGCAGGCUGGGCCUUUCACCUUCAAGAAAAGCUAUGAAGUAGCGGUCGCUGAGGCUCCUGGCGCCCAGCGGGGCCCGGGGCGCCGCGCACUCCCGCCAGCCCGGCCUCGCCUCGCGGGGCCCGGGGCGGGACACGCUCCCGGGACGAGGCCUGAGGGCCACACUCCCGCCUGCCCGCCCGGAUUCAGGGCGAGUCCGGCCCGGGACUCUGCAGCGGCCCCGGACGGGGAGAGUGGGGCAGGGCCUCGCCUCUCCGAGGGAUGCAGGGGAUGGAGGCGGUGGCCAAGCCCGCGCGCCGCUCUCAAGCAUCGGACUCAGGGAGCAGAACAACAAGCCCCAAACGAGUGACCCCAGCUAUGGCCAGGCAUGGCGCUGAGCAGCCAGACGGCACACCUCUCCGGAGACCUUCACUCUGCCCCCAGGAAGACCAAGCAUCUAACCUGGUGCCCCCCAAACCUCCCAGGACAUGGGGGCUGCAGCGCCAAGGCCCUUCUGUGCUGGAGUCUAAGGUGAAGGCCUUGAAGGAGAGAAUGACAGCAGGAAAACAGGGGACAACUCCCUGUCCCACUUCCUAUGAGUGUCCAUCCCCUGCGAAAUCCAGAUGCCACCAAGUCAAGCCUGAAGCAGUCUGGAGCCUACCAGAUGCCCUGGUGGUCCCCCAUGCUCAGAACCUUAAUGAUGGACAUCUGGCCAGACAUGGUGAUGAGAAGAAACCUGGCAGGAACAGUGGAUCCAAGCCAUCCGCCCCUGAGAGCUGGAACGAACAAAGCCCGUGGUCUCCAGAAGCAGUGUGGAUGCUGGCUGAUCGUAAGGAGGACUCUGUACCAGGGUCUGACUCUUUACAAGAAAAUCCCAACAACCAGGUUUCUGCGGGCCAGCUACAGGAGCCUGAUCCCUGCAAAACCACCCACUUGAGCAGCCUGAAGAAGAGAAGACCAUACCCGAUUGGAGAUAGUAUGGUCACAAAGGGAGAUCUGGACAGCACAGCUCUGACCUCCAAGGAGGAUUUAGUUCCCAGAACAGACCAGCCAGAGAUGUUCUGGAGAGCCAGGGACCUGGAGGCUCUGGGCACUGCGGCAAAUGCUUUGUCCCUGUCUGACCAGGUAGAGAGGAACCGCCUUCUGCUGCAGGAGAUGCUGAAGGUUUCCAGACAGAGACUUCCCAAAGCAGGGAGCCCAGACUGGACUCCAUCCCGGGACAGGGAUGCACCAGAGCGACCAGCGGGAGACGUGGACUGGGACUCGGGCACCCCCCAGCAGGACUCAGGUCAGAGCAGGACCUCUGUUCCCAAGCUGGAGCCUAUGCUGAGUGCCAAGCAUGAGGAAGCCAAGCAUCUGCUUCGGCGUGCUCGCAUGAAGGCCAAGACCCAACCUCUCCGAGCCAGCCAUGAUAUUGUGCCCACCAUUGCUCAGGGCAGCCGAAAUGGCCAGAGAAGCCCCGCCCCGGAUGUGAGGACCUCCUCUGCCUACAGAGAGAACUUCCAGAAUGGGAACUCGAAUGACCCCUCCAGCGUAGAGUCCAGCAAUGAGCAGUGGACCAAGCAAGGAAUGCCCCUGUCUCAUGUCCGUUUUGAAGAUGAGUCUGCCCACGAUGCUGAGUUCCGGUACCUGGACCGGCUUCAGCAGCGCCAGCGUCAGGUGUUAAGCACAGUGCUACAUGCUGUGGACCAAGGACCUCUGCGCUCCAAACCGGACCUAACCAUCUAUGUUAACCGCAACGUGGGGAGCAGCUCAGUUUGUAGGGCCGUGGGCUGCCUGGACCAGAGGAACUUCCCUGCACCACCACCUCCAUGGGACAGUGAGAGGAAGUGUCCAGCCUGUGGCAGCUGUCUCGAGGAGCAUUGCCUUGCUGAGGGGAGGGCAGCCUCUGACCUGAGGGUCCUCCGGAGUCUCCAGGCUGCCUGUGAGGCAGAGGCGGUACUGCUGGGGCCCUGCAAUUCCCAUGGCCUGAGCUCCCCAUUCCUAGGGCUACACACAGAAUUGAUCCGGGAAACACACAUCACAGACACUGUAGCCACACACCCUGAGGAGGAGGAGGAGGAGGAGGAGGAGGAGGAGGAGGAGGACUCUGCCCUGGACAGCACCCACAGUUCAGAGAGCUGGACAGACAGUAAGGGUGCCAGGACCUCUCAGCCCAACAGGGCGAGUGGGCAGAUUCAAGUCAGCAGUCCCCAGCAGUGGCAGCAUGGGCCUAGGCCCCAGGGAGGCCCCAGGUGGUCCCGAAAGCCUGAGACGGAGCUGCCCUGCGGCUCCCAGGCUUGGUCUCACCUGCACGAGCUUGGUGAUGAUGUGGUUGUAGGACGGGAGGUGAGAGGAGCCAGUGGGCACGUACCUCAGGGGACUCGGUCUCUAAAGGAAGAUGCUGUGCCUAAACCUGCCUUGGAGCCUAAGAGGCCUUGGUCCCAGGGGCAGCUUGAACCAGAGUUACAAAGUCACUGGGCCCACCACAAGGACUGCCGAUCUUCAUGCGGGACAGCUUAUGCUGUGACGUUUUCCAAGAAGCGUGGGUCGUCAGGAUCAGGCCAGCCAGACCAAGGUCCUGAAAGCCACGAGUCUCUGGGAACAAUCCACACUUCUCCCCUCCAGUGGAACCGUGAAGAGCCCUCUGCACCCCUCCCAGCCUUGCCGCCAGCUCUGCCCCUCAGCCCUGAAGUGCCAACCCCUCCUUCUUCAAGGAAAUCCCCCUGCCCUAUGCCUCCGACGAAGUCAGUCCAGAUGGGGCCUCACAGGCAGGAACACCAGGUGGAGCAUAUGGAUAACCCCCUGCCUCUGUCCCCGCCAAGGACUGUGGUUCUCACACGACCCCAGUCCCAACCCUGUAGCCCCCGAGUCAACAUCAACAGCGACUGCAACAGCUGUGCCCAUCGAGGGCUACAGAAGCCCUCGGGAGCGACUGUCCACAGGGGCAGAUCUGAGAAGGACCAGUGUUGUCAGGAGCCUGGGCCACCUCUGGAGGGAACACUCCAGGACUCUCUCCAGUCAGCGGAUGUCACCUCUGUCAAUUCUACAGCCAUCACCCUCUCCCUCACCUCAGAGGAGCCUGAGCACAGCCAGGAGCUGGGAGGAGGAACACAGAGGACGCAGUCCAGCUCCGGAGGCCAUGUGCCCACUGGAGCAUCACUGGAGGCCAGCGCAGGGCACAAGCCGCCCUCACCCGCCCAUUCUGAUGGGAACAAGAAAAGGAGGAGUAGUAUUACCUCCACCCUGGGGCUCAAAAAGCUAUUCUCAGCCCUGGGCCACACACCCCGGCCCAGACUUGGCCCAUCCCGGAGCUACAGUGUGGAACAGUUGCAGCCCUCAGCGCAGGCUCCACAUACCAGCACCUCCAAAGUGAAAAGAGCCCCGUCGCUACAGAUCCUGCAUCUGGUGUCACCCUCCCAUCAGCAUCGGAGAGCAACUUCCUUCCAGAACCUCCAUUCUCUGCUAGGUGGCAAGGGAGACCGGUCCAGCCUCUACCUGGUAGAGGGGUCAGGGAACAGCAGUGCACCCAGCAGGCCAGCCAAAGCCUUUCCUCGUCGUGCCCUCAGUGUGGAAGAUGUGGGUGCCCCUAGCCUGGCUCGGACUGUGGGCCAUGUGGUGGAGGUGUUCCCAGAUGGCACGAGCCAGCUGCAGCUGCAACGACCCCCAAAGGGCAGCUUUGGUUUCUGUGUGGCCUAUGGCAGUGGCCGUCGAGACUCAGGUCUCUAUGUGCAGGCCAUGGCCGACCUGGACACCGCCAAGCUGUACUCGGGGCUGCUUGGGGUCGGGGACGAGAUCCUGGAGGUGAACGGGGCCAAGGUCGCUGGGCUUGGCCUGGCUCACGUCGAAGAGCUACUGGCGCGUGUGGAGAGCUUGUCAAUUCGUGUCUUGAGACAAAGGCCUGUCCCCCAGUGACCCUGAAGUACUGCUGACACUCCUUCAGGACCCCUGGCCCCCACAUCCAGCAGGAGGGGCUAGAAAUGUGCCACCCAGAGACAGCAUGAGAAAGGAAAAUGCAGGUCACGGAUCAGGCAUCCGUCUGGGCUGGGCAGGAGCUGUUCUAAUGGGCCACCUGCAGGAAGAGGUCGAGGACCUGUGUGCAUUUACACAGGUCUGGAGACAGAGAAUCCUGGUUUCCUCCUUCACAGAAGUGGUCAUGUUCCUUUGUUGGAGGGAGAGAACAGCAAUGACUAAUCCUCGGAUUGGUCCCAGAGAGCUGGCUUCAGCUUCUGGCCACACUCACUGAGAAGGCUCCCCAGCCCCCAGCGCACCAGAGACAGCGUGGCCACAUUGGCUCUGUGCCCCAUCUCUUUCAGCUGCGGCUUGCCUGGUUUCCAUGUGACACUUUGCUUCUGAUCCAGAAAGGGCUCAGAGUCUUGGCACAGCCUGACAGCCAGGAGCACAUAUUCCUAACUGUGUGUUCUGUGAAGUAUGGCCUGUCAGAAAUUCUGUGCCCCUUCUGGGUAUGCAAACUUCUGAGAGAUUCUGGGAGCCAGAAUAUUAAGAAUUACUAGAGAUUUUUAUGGCCAACACAGUUGAAAAACGAAACCACUGCCAUUCACAGCAAAUGUGGCCGUCGUUCUAAGGCCACCGUAGGGGGCCAGCCCAGGCAGCCCUCUGCCUCCGCCCCCGCCUAGACCGAGGCUGUUGCAGCCUGGCCUGGGCGGGCCUUGUCUUUGUUCUCUUGUCCAGCGCGGAGACAGGGCUGCAGCUGGUGUCUGGCUGGCCCCCAGCUGCAGGGUUCCUCUCCAGACCUCCCUGGUGGCAGCUGUGGGUGGGCAGCAGGCAGGGAGGUUGGGGGCUGGGGGCGGCCACCCCACCUAAGCACAGCACAGGCCACUCAGCUUAGCCCCUGCUCGGGGGUUCAGGACGCAAGAUACCUGGACAGGUGUUCAUCUUAAAUUAUUAAAAUGCCGGAGCUGCCUCCCCA
Molecule: messenger RNA, 4923 nt
Organism: Apodemus sylvaticus (European woodmouse)
Lineage: Eukaryota; Metazoa; Chordata; Mammalia; Rodentia; Muridae
Product: KIAA1614 ortholog
Exons: 10
Coding region: 297-3908 (1203 amino acids)
Biological process (GO): regulation of cellular localization; establishment or maintenance of cell polarity; centrosome cycle
Cellular component (GO): nucleus; cell cortex; apical plasma membrane
Molecular function (GO): protein kinase C binding
Source: RefSeq, a predicted model, not a curated record